Passer domesticus (house sparrow) is the source of this 1893-nucleotide messenger RNA. RefSeq names its product small integral membrane protein 28 (gene SMIM28). Lineage: Eukaryota; Metazoa; Chordata; Aves; Passeriformes; Passeridae. The record is from RefSeq and is a predicted model, not a curated record. The transcript is spliced from 4 exons. The coding region runs from base 571 to 1080 and encodes 169 amino acids.
AAUAGCAUUAAUAAUCUAAGGGGCUGCACUAAGACCCUAAUUAAGAUGGUAUAUGAAUGUUUCCUGCUUGCAUGUGAGAUUAUAGAUUUAAGUUACACAGUCUCAAGGCUCCUUAAGGAAUUAAUUUUAUUAACCGUGGUUUGGGAAAGAUGGUCAUUAUUCUUGCUUUUUUUGCAAGAGAAAUAUUUUACUAUUUUGACCUGUGACCUGUUAAUCCAUGUUUAGGACCUGGCUUCUCAGUGGACAUUUUAAGUCACAGUGCAACUGUCCUGGUCCUGGUGGCUGGACACGUUCAUCACCUCUUUCUAACAAGUGAGGCACUGAGGAAAAGAGGAGCCUUCCUCAAGCAGUAGCAUGCAAAGGCUUUGCUGAGCAACAGGGAACAAAAACCUGCCUGGAUUGUGGUUCCACCUUGUGCUGCGUAACUGAGGGGGGAACCUCAGGGAUGUCGUUUGAGAGGGAUCAUUAGCUGCGAGCAGCCCGGCUGGGUCAGGCUGGGAGGCGGAGACGCAGCUGCAAGCAGCGGAGCAAGGUGGAGGCACGAAGACAGAAGACCAGGUUAAUGAAAGCAUGAGGUGGCUCUUGGGCAGCAGCUUGAAAAAUUUUGGACAUGCUGACAGGGGAAACUAUGACUGGCUAAACAGUGAACCGGGUGGGCCACUUCUGGAAACAGAGCUUCAGAGCAGACAACAGUCAAGUUCAACCAAAGACGACAUAGAACCUUUCCUGUGUAUCAUAUUGCCUGCCACCAUGAUGCUCUUCCUGGCAUUCCUGCUGCUCUUCCUGUACCGCCGUUGCCAGCGCCCCACUCAGCAGGGGCAGAUCUUCAGCAUCGACCUUCCCGAGGCCCUGCCUGAGCACGACGUGUCCAAUUUCCUUUCUGCACUGCCCUGGAGCAGCGAACAGAGCUUCCACUACUCGACGCUGCUCCCCGAUGCCACGUUCCUCUCCGUGUGUUUGCCUCCGUCCUACGAGGAGGCCACCAUGAAGACUUCCAUGGAAGAGGCUCACAUUGAGCUCUCUCCAGACCCAGUGCCUCCUUACGAAGAGAGUGCGCUGCAGACCAGCAGCACCAAAUAAACUUCCUACAGAAGCACCUUAGCUGAAGCAUGCAGCACAAAGGUAGAACUGCUAUGGCCUUUAAAAUCUGUGAAAAGAUUCCAAAUGAGGCACAAAACCAAUUAAUUUAUGAAGGAAGAAACUUGAAGUAACAGGGACUGCAUCUCUUCACCUCAUCCUGGGAUUCUCUACCUUCCAUUUGUGGCAAGUGUACACACAGGAAAGCACCAAGUCCAAUCCAGACUGGUAACGUGGGGAUUCUAGUCAACAAACAUGUCAUGUAAGGAUUAAACUUAAGGAAAGCUGGGAAGCUCUUCCUCUGUAAUCCCUCAGCUACAGUGAAAUGUCAAUAACGCUAUAGAUUCAGCAGUCACAAAAAGGGCUUUUAGCACAUACAUAUUCCAGUUUGGUUUGGGGGUUUUUUUUUCCUUUUUUAUGCAUUUAUAUUUAAAUGAGUUUUUGACAAGCUGAGUCACUCAGUCUGUGUGUGUUUACAUCACAUCAUUCUGCAGUGCUCUGGAACGAUCACAACAGCUCUCAGGAAAGCAAAUAAAUAUAUAACCUCUACAAAAUUUCCACUAACUGUCCCCAAAGGUUCUAAUGUGCACUGUGAAUAGAGGCUGUCUUUUCUCACAAUUGGACAAUGAGCACAAGCAGCAACCAGGGAAGACCUGAUUGUUCUGGGUGAGGAAGCCUCCAUGCAAGAGCACACUCACUCUGUUGCUGCAAGCUGCUUGCCAAGGUCUGCAAGGUCCCAGCAUUCCAGACUACCCAGUUGACUUAUUUUCCAAGGCUAACAUAAUAAACCAUUUUACUUACAUGGUGCAGUGUGUA